UUUUUUUUUUUCUUUUAUUUAUUUAGUACAUAUAAUAAUUAAUAAACAUGUCUACUUUAAUUGAAGAAAAUACAGUUCCAAAGAUUCCUGAUCUUAGUCUUGCUCAUUAUCGUUUCAUAAUUACCCAAGGUCCUGCUGAAUUAAAAGAAGAUGCUAAGACUAAACUUUUUGAAGGCAUCAAAAAUAACAGUAUGUAGAUAACCAAAAGGGAUCAUGAACUAAAUCAAUAUACUAAUGUAUUUUUUUUAAAUAAUAAAACAGACAUGGCAAUUUUUUACAAAACUAUGGUUGAAGAGCUUCAAACAUCUUUUGAUCAAUCUUUAUAUGAUGCUAUGGUUGCAAAGAAUGAAAAACAAUUAAAAAGUUUUGAUGACAAAGCUGCCGAUGCAGAACAGAACCAAGGAGAAACCGAAGUAAAUGAAGCUCUUUUAGCUAAAGCUGAAUACUAUACCAAGAUUGGUGAUAAAGAAAAUGCUUUAGCAAGUUAUGAAAAUUUAUUAAAGAAAUCAAUCACUUUGGGUACACGUAUCGAUAUUAUUUUCACCUUUGUUCGCAUUGGUUUCUUUUAUGGUGAUAAUAACUUAGUUCGUAGCAAUAUUGAAAAACUUCGAGAAUUGAUUGAACAAGGAGGUGAUUGGGAUCGUCGUAACAGAUUAAAGGUUUAUGAAGGUGUUUAUCUUAUGUCUAUUCGUGAUUUCAAAGGAGCUGCAUCUUUGUUUUUAGAUACAUUAAGCACUUUUACUAGCACUGAAAUCAUGUCUUAUCAAGAUUUUGUGAAAUAUGCUGUUUUGACUAGUUUAAUUAGUAUGAAGCGUGUAGAUAUUAAGAAGAAGGUUUUAGAUGCUCCCGAAAUUUUAGAGGUAAUUUCUGAUAUUCCUCAUCUUGAAGAUUUUAUGGCCAGUUUAUACAAUUGCAAAUACGAUCAAUUCUUCCGUUCAUUAGCAGCUAUUGAACAGACACAUUUACGUACAUCACGCUAUCUUUUACCUCAUAUGCGUUAUUAUAUUCGUGAAAUGCGUAUUUUAGCCUACGCUCAAUUACUAGAAAGUUAUAGAUCUUUAACAGUUACCAGUAUGGCUCAGGCAUUUGGUGUGAGUGAAGCAUACAUUGACCAGGAUCUUUAUCGAUUCAUUGCUGCAGGACGUCUUAAUUGUGUAAUUGAUAAAGUGAAUGGCAUUAUUGAAACAAACAGACCUGAUGCAAAGAAUGCUCAAUAUCAAGCUGUCAUUAAGCAGGGCGAUGUCUUAUUGAAUAGAAUUCAAAAAUUAAGCCGAGUUAUUGAUGUUUAAAAAAAAAAAAAAGAAUGAUUUUUUUCUCUAUAAAUAAAUAUUAC
This is a messenger RNA of Cokeromyces recurvatus, 1333 nucleotides long. Its product is annotated as 26S proteasome subunit RPN7-domain-containing protein. Gene Ontology annotation, biological process: proteasome-mediated ubiquitin-dependent protein catabolic process. The coding region runs from base 264 to 1289 and encodes 341 amino acids. The record is from RefSeq and is a predicted model, not a curated record. NCBI's taxonomy places the organism in Eukaryota, Fungi, Mucoromycota, Mucoromycetes, Mucorales, Mucoraceae. Gene Ontology annotation, molecular function: protein binding. The transcript is spliced from 5 exons. Gene Ontology annotation, cellular component: proteasome regulatory particle.